CACACCCCACCGGACCCCGGUUCCCUAUGCCCCUGAACGGGGACGGCGGAUUGGCAUCUUGGAAGCGAUGCGAGAGCGAUAAGGCUGGCGCGGGCCCGCGGAAGCUGCAGGAGCAUCGCUAGGUGUUGCCGCCACCAGGAAGCCGGGCUGCAGGAUGAGUAAGGGAUACUUACAGAAAGCAACAAAAGGGAAACUGCUAAUAAUAAUAUUUAUUGUAACCUUGUGGGGGAAAGUCAUAUCCAGCGCAAACCAUCAUAAAGCUCACCAUGUUAAAACGGGCACUUGCGAGGUGGUGGCACUCCACAGAUGCUGUAAUAAGAACAAGAUAGAAGAACGGUCACAAACUGUCAAGUGCUCCUGCUUCCCCGGGCAGGUGGCAGGCACGACGCGAGCUGCUCCAUCUUGCGUGGAUGCUUCCAUAGUGGAACAGAAAUGGUGGUGUCAUAUGCAGCCAUGUCUUGAGGGAGAGGAAUGUAAAGUUCUUCCUGAUCGGAAAGGAUGGAGCUGCUCCUCCGGGAAUAAAGUGAAAACAACUCGGGAAGAUUUUUAUACUGCUCCGAAGAGGCACUCCAGACUCUUGUUUCCAAGGGAUUUUAUGGCUCGUAAUCAGCAUCUUCUUGAAAUCAAGACUUUAAAAAAGUCAGACAUGAACUUCUGUGUCAUGAAGAGUUCAUCAGAUUUGAACUGUGUUCAACUUGUAAAAUUGCACUUCCUAAAAGAAUUUGAAGUCGUCAUCUGA
Molecule: messenger RNA, 739 nt
Organism: Myotis lucifugus (little brown bat)
Lineage: Eukaryota; Metazoa; Chordata; Mammalia; Chiroptera; Vespertilionidae
Gene: TAFA2
Product: family with sequence similarity 19 member A2, C-C motif chemokine like
Exons: 5
Coding region: 155-739 (194 amino acids)
Molecular function (GO): receptor ligand activity
Source: RefSeq, a predicted model, not a curated record